Molecule: messenger RNA, 246 nt
Organism: Necator americanus (New World hookworm)
Lineage: Eukaryota; Metazoa; Nematoda; Chromadorea; Rhabditida; Ancylostomatidae
Exons: 1
Coding region: 1-246 (81 amino acids)
Source: RefSeq, a predicted model, not a curated record
AUGAAAAGAUGUUCUCCUGUCCUCAACACUGCCAGUGGAGUAGCUGUCGGUGAAGCAACCCUUCCAAAUUGGAGGAAACAUUUCAAGACCUUGGUGAACCGGCAAGUGCUGUUAGCUCCUGAACUCGAGCACGUUCAUAGGCCGACAUAUGCGGUUAACGAAAAGGCACUGAGCGAGUCAGAGAUUCUGCUCUGCAUCCAAAAGAUGACAAAUGGAAGAUCUGGUGAAAACGACGGGAAAUGCUGA